Oryctolagus cuniculus (rabbit) is the source of this 1045-nucleotide messenger RNA. RefSeq names its product placenta associated 1 (gene PLAC1). The record is from RefSeq and is a predicted model, not a curated record. NCBI's taxonomy places the organism in Eukaryota, Metazoa, Chordata, Mammalia, Lagomorpha, Leporidae.
CUGUCUCUAGAGCUGGGUUCAGCACAGUAUGUACCAAUAGCUGAGUCCUGCUUGCUUAUACAAAUGUAUCUAAAGGCGCUGUUCCUGGAACAUCACAGGGUUAAUUUCCCAUCCAGUCUAAGUGGGGCUUGUGGUAAUGCAAACCCCGAGACCUGCUUUCUAACCGCCCAGGAGCCUCAGCAAGAAGCUGGACAAUAGUCCCAAAGAAAUCCUCACUGGACACCUUCCUGUUUCCUGUGGGUUGUUAACUUGAUCGGCUGCAGAGAUGAAUGUUGUCCAGUUGGUAGCAGGAACAGUCUUCCUGACCUCUGUGUUUUCAGCCUGUUCCGGACAAAAUCCAAUGACUGUGCUGUGCUCCAUAGACUGGUUCAUGGUCACGGUUCAACCCUUCAUGUUGAACAACGAUGUGUACGUACACUUCUAUGAGUUACACCUGGGCCUGGGUUGCCCUGCCAACCACGUUCAGCCACACGCCUACCAGUUCACCUACCGUGUUACUGAAUGUGGCAUCAAGGCCAAGGCCAUCUCCCAAGACAUGGUUAUCUACAGCACUGAGAUGCACUACGCUUCUGUGGGCACAUCCUCUCGGUAUGCGAUCCCAGUGUCGUGUAUUGCUCCUCAGAAAUCACCCUGGUUCACUGUGCCUGCCUCCAUGACAGUGGCCGGGGAAGGAGGAGCCACGGCCUCCACCGAUGACACAGGCCACAAGGUGUUCACCUUGGCACAGUCUGACUCUGACGAAGUGACUGACCAUGCUUGUCUACCUUGUGUCGUCACUGAACAAGAGCGCCCCCCAGCUCCGUAUCACGAAAUAGAGAUUGAGGAGGAUCCUCCUGCGCAGUCCUCUCCCUUUGUCGAUAUUUCUGAGGAUGUUUCUGCUUACUUGACUUGAUCCCUAUCUUUGCGCGCGGGGGUGGGGGAGGGGCUCAUGAAAAUGUUGUUUCUAGAAUUCUAUGUAGUAUUUACUCAUGUCAGAUGAAUAAGUGCCCUUGUGGCUCUCUUAUGACCACUUUGGAGAACGGUCGACCCAUCACAAUGUCAAGAA